UGAUGUCCAUUUAACAAAUGUACUCUCUUGUCUGGUUGAUCGUUCAUCUUAGUGUGUUAGAAAAUGAGGUGUACAAGAUUUCGAUUUGCCGCAUUUUUGUUUAUUUGUAGCUUGGUUUUUGUUGUACAGAUUUUUAUUUUGUUCCCAGAAACUUACCCACGGAGAAUGCGGUUAACAGCUCUGUUAUCCGGCAAAUGGAAUGGCAAAAUGAGGAUUUCUGAUGCUAGAGGAAUGAGUGUGAAUAGCUCUGUGGUCACAAGUGGGCAAAGAAAGAAAUCAGUAAAAGAAGUGUGUGGAAACAUGCAAAAGUCAUGGGAUUCUCUGUCCAAAGAAGAAAGACAGAUCCUGGGAAAACAUAUUUUAGUAAAUGAUGAGCACAAAUUUUUGUAUUGUUCUGUACCAAAAGUUGCAUGCUCAAACUGGAAGAGAGUAAUGAUGGUACUUGAUGGUCAAGCAAUUGACUCCAAUACUAUUAAGAGAGUAAAUCACCAUUCGUUCACAACGCUGGCAGAUUUCCCCCCACUGGUUGUUAAACACAAACUUCAGGAGUACUACAAGUUCAUGUUUGUGCGAGAACCUUUUGCGAGACUUCUAUCAGCAUUCAAAGACAAGUUUGUCUUAAACAAUACUGCUUUCCACAAAAGGUAUGGAACACAGAUAAUAAGACAUGUGCGGAAAAAUGCUCCAGUAAAUUCAAAAGGAAAUGAUGUUAAAGUGGCAGAAUUUCUACAAUAUGUUGUGGACAGUCAUGUGGAGGACAUGAAUGAACAUUGGAUGCCAUUUUAUGAGUUAUGUCAACCAUGUGUUGUUUCUUAUGACUUCAUAGGAUCCAUGGAGAAUCUGGAAUCAGAUUCUACUCACGUAUUAAAACAGCUUAAUGUUAAUGAACAAGUUUCUUUCCCCAGACAACAAAAUUAUUACCGAGCUGGUGGGAAAGGAUAUGUCAAAAGCAAGAAAGUCUCAAAUAUACCUCCAGGUUUAAUGAGAAAUGUUUUGAAAAAGUAUGCCUUAGAUUACAAAAUGUUUUCAUAUCAAAUGCCCAAUAAAUGAAAAACUUUAUUCAA
Molecule: messenger RNA, 1064 nt
Organism: Pocillopora verrucosa
Lineage: Eukaryota; Metazoa; Cnidaria; Anthozoa; Scleractinia; Pocilloporidae
Product: carbohydrate sulfotransferase 14
Biological process (GO): carbohydrate biosynthetic process
Cellular component (GO): membrane
Molecular function (GO): sulfotransferase activity
Source: RefSeq, a predicted model, not a curated record